GGAUUAACGAGGUCUCAACAUUCGUUCGAGAAUGUCUGGCGUCGGAUAAACGGCCGCGUCGAGAUUCGCUUUCUUCGUAGGACGUGAGUAUAUAAGGCCGUGCUGAUCUCUACCUUUCACAACCUGUAUCUCCAACAUCUCAAGCCAGCCUUCGAGUCCAGCAUUCAACAUCACUUCACUUCUUCUUUCUGGGCCGGUCCCUUUCGACACUAUCCAUAAUCACUUACCCGUCACCUUCCCAGCCACGUCGUUUCCCAGGACCCUUUUUGCCCUCCAGCGCCACCGCCAAAAUGAAGUUCUCCGCCGCCACCAUCUUCCUCGGCAUCGUCGCCGUCGCCUCCGCCCUCCCCACGAGCCCCGCCGUGGUGGCCCGACAGAACGGAAACCGCCCCGUGCCCCAGGGCACCUGCUGCGUCGCCAGCACCAGCCUCAAGCAGGACACCUGCACGGCCGCCAACGGCGAGACCGGCCGCUGCGUGCCCGGCGGCAACGACUGCGGCGGCAGGCUCAGCUGCGUCGCCCAGAGCGGCCUGACGUGCGACAACAGCGUCGUCGAGCGCGGCAGGACCCUGUGCCGCGCCAACGCCCCCGGGGGCGGCCUGCAUGACGGCGCAAACAUCAUCCAGAACCUGAGGGAGGCCGCUGCCAACUAG
Messenger RNA from Chaetomium fimeti, 653 nucleotides. RefSeq lists its product as uncharacterized. The coding region runs from base 291 to 653 and encodes 120 amino acids. The transcript is spliced from 2 exons. The record is from RefSeq and is a predicted model, not a curated record. NCBI's taxonomy places the organism in Eukaryota, Fungi, Ascomycota, Sordariomycetes, Sordariales, Chaetomiaceae.